UAUAAAUCGAAUUAUUCCAUUCAACUGCUUGGAGUGAACGAUGGCUGCGUUGGCCUGUACGAGUCUUUCUGCUUCCAUUAUAGUUUAUAAUCCUAAUUUCCCAUGGUGGAACAAUUAAAUUGAAGAUGCUACUUCUUGUUAAUAAUGCUGCUCUACAAAGCUUCUUUCAUCAUAUGUGCUACAGUGCUGGGCCGCACGACAUCAGGGAGGCAUCGGCGCUAAUAGAGAAGAGGCCAGGAUCACUGCUGCAGCUCUUUACACCAGUAAUGGAAUACUGUCGACUAUACCCGAGUUAUGCUAACGGAUGGCGUGGCGCUGCACGACUCCGACUACAUCAACGCCAGCUUCAUUCCUAACAUCAGGUCUCCGCACCUGACGUUCAUCGCGGCACAGAGCCCCACUGAGAGGACUACCGUCGCCUUCUGGCAGAUGACCUGGCAGCAGAGCGUCAACCAGAUCAUCAUGAUCACUGAAUGUUACGACGGACAUAAGGAAUUAUGUGCUCCCUACUUUCCUACUUCAUAUAAUCCCGAAAUGCGAUAUCCCCCCUUCACUAUACGACUUGUUCAAGAGGAACAACGCGUGGAGCAAGUGUGGGUGGAGAGAAGCUUGGCCAUCACAUACGAAUCAUCCACACGACUGUUGAAGCAUUUCCAGUUCAUCAACUGGCCCCCGAAUCGCAGACAGGUUUUAGGGCGUCCUGGAGAAAUGCUGGUGCUGCAAUACGAGGGACAGACUCUACUGCAGCCCAACGGACAGUUCAUGCCAGCCAGUGGACAUAUCAUAUCGCAGUCUGAAGGACAGUGCUUGUCGUCUGUUGGAAGAAAGAGUCAGGUUUUCAACGAUCAACAGCUGCCAUCUGUUGAGGAAUUCUGUUGUUUUUUGCACGCUGUCAGAAAGGAUGUCAACACAGAUCGCAACACCACAGUUGUACACUGCGACACGGGCUCGGGUCGCACAGGCGUGUUCCUGGCCCUGUGGAGCGUUCAGUUGACGGCCGAACAUUACGCGUCGGAGAUCAACCUGGUCAAAAUAUUGCGGGAAAUUAGGAAGUGUCGGGCAGACAUGGUCCAGGACGAG
Molecule: messenger RNA, 1080 nt
Organism: Hyalella azteca
Lineage: Eukaryota; Metazoa; Arthropoda; Malacostraca; Amphipoda; Hyalellidae
Product: tyrosine-protein phosphatase non-receptor type 9-like
Exons: 7
Biological process (GO): protein dephosphorylation
Molecular function (GO): protein tyrosine phosphatase activity
Source: RefSeq, a predicted model, not a curated record